ACCUUUUAUCAGAACCGUGAAGAUGACAUUACACUGGUCAAUGAUAGAAUAUGAUGGCAAGUUAAUAACUAGUUGAAUUUUUUAAAGUUUAAACAUAGUUAUAUCGAGUUCUUUUUAAAACUUAUAUAUUUUUAUAAUAGAUUAGAAGCAAUUUAUCAAUAAAUAUAAUCAACAUUUAUGGGUGUUUUUUAAACUAAUUAAUAAUUAUUCUGUUUUAAAAAUAUAUUACAAUAAAAAUGGUAUUCAUGACGUGGUUCGAGAUCCUUGAUGGGCAGAUUAACCCUGACUGGAGAACUAAAGAUUGGCCAAUGAUGUCGACAACUGCAAUCCCUGUAUUAUUAGCUGUAAUAUAUAUUAUUUUUGUCAAAUUUGUUGGUCCAAACUACAUGGCAAAUAAAAAACCCUACACACUUCGAACAGCAUUAGCAAUCUACAACACAGCACAAAUAUUGGCUUGUAUAUAUCUUACUGUGGAGUAUUUUAAAACAAAACCAAAAAUGGGUUGUGAUCCUUUAGAUGUCUCAGAUGAUCCAACAGCAUUAUACGCAGCAAAACUAGUGUGGUGGACGACAAUUUUAAAAUUAUCUGAAUUCAUUGAGACUGUUUUCUUUGUACUUCGAAAAAAACAAAAUCAAGUUUCUGCUCUCCACAUAUACCAUCACAUAACAACUUUUUUUUUAGUAUGGAUUGCCUCAAGAAUAAAUCCAGGUGGUAUUGUACGGAUACCUGUUAUGUUAAAUAACACGGUUCACAUGGUUAUGUAUUCAUAUUACUUAUUAUCAUCAAUGGGUCCGGGAAUACAAAAUAAAAUUAACAGUUACAAAAAAUACAUUACUAUCAUACAAAUGGUACAAUUUUGUAUUUUGAUCGUUAACUCGAUAUUUUAUUUGACUCCUAGCUGUCAAGUACCUAAUAUUUACGGAUUGAUUUUUAUACCUAAUGUGUUUAUUGUAUUUUAUAUGUUUUACGAUUUUUAUAGAAAAUCAUAUACAAAAAAACCUAUUGACAAUCGCAAUAGUAUAAAAAUUAACAAUAAUAAUAAUAAUAAUAACAAUUAUAAAAUUAAAGGAAAACUUUAAACAUAUUUAUUAUACAUUUUAACAUUAUUUAUUUAUAACAUAUAGUUGAUUAGAAAUAAUUGUUCAUUUUUAAUUUAUGUAGUUGAGAGGCAUUAUAUUAUAAAACCUAUAAGUUUUACAUGCUAUAACUAUUCUUUAAUAAGUUCAAUUAAAUGAUUAUAAAUGUAUAACUUUAAAAAGAUCUAUAACUAUUAUUUAACAAUUUAUGUAUCAUCAUCAUUAUUUAUUAUCGCUAUUUUCUACAAUAAAUAUAAUUUAAUAAUUUAACUAUAAUUUAUGUAUUUUAUAAUUUAUUUAUAAGUAUAAUGAACACAUAAAUAUAUUUAUUCAAACAAUAAAUUCAUUAAACGCACUAAGUAAAAUUCAAUAUCAUUUUUAAAUAAUACCUAUUAGAUUUAAUUAUUUAUACACUAGGGGUUUUUACAAUGAAAUUAAAAAGGUUUGCAUGAUAAUAAUUCAUUUAAAUAUAUUUACUGCGUAUAAAUAAUAUUAUUCUUUUUGGUGUGGCCGACAUCUUUGAUUUUAAUAUAAUCAUUGAAACUUAUAACUUAAACCUUAUUUAAAAGUUAAUGAAUAUUGGUAAACGUAUUCGUUCAGUAAAUAUUUAUAUAUUUUAAAUUGAAACUUAAAUGUGAUUUUAAUUAUUAAACUAAAUUAUGCAUUUACAUAAAUAUUUUAAAACUAUAGACGAUUUUUUUAGGGUUCAUUUGCUAUAAAUAGUUAACUAUAACUAUUCCGUUAUUAUUUUUAUUUUUAUUAUUCUGUUUUCUGUGUAAUAUUAUGCUUGUAUUAAUAUAAAUUAGUUAUUAAAAUAUUUUAAGUUACAUCUUUGAAUUAUUAUAUUUGCUGUAUAUAAUUUUUAUUUUAGUAUAAUAAUAAAUAUUAUAUGCCAAUAUGUUA
Rhopalosiphum padi (bird cherry-oat aphid) is the source of this 1979-nucleotide messenger RNA. Its product is annotated as elongation of very long chain fatty acids protein 7-like. The coding region runs from base 237 to 1079 and encodes 280 amino acids. Gene Ontology annotation, molecular function: fatty acid elongase activity. Gene Ontology annotation, biological process: fatty acid elongation, saturated fatty acid; fatty acid elongation, polyunsaturated fatty acid; fatty acid elongation, monounsaturated fatty acid. The transcript is spliced from 7 exons. Lineage: Eukaryota; Metazoa; Arthropoda; Insecta; Hemiptera; Aphididae. Gene Ontology annotation, cellular component: endoplasmic reticulum membrane. The record is from RefSeq and is a predicted model, not a curated record.